AUGACAUCUCUCCAGCACAACAGCAUCAUGCAGCAGACGAAUGCCUGGAGACGGGCGGGCGCGCCUCUGCUGGGCUGCAACGAGGGCGAUGUUUGCGACGAAGAGACGAGACGGGACGUGGACCUGAUGAUCCUCGACUACAUCGUCUGCGCAGCCCUCACAUCCAUCCUGCACGAGCGCAUCGCGGACAGACAGGGCGCAGAGCAGCAGCAGGAGGGCACCCACGGCUGUGACAGGUGGCUUGAGAUAGCAGAGGCUACGUUGCACCUGUUCAAGACGAACAACCCCGGAGAAACGCUCUCGGACGACAUCAAAUUCAAGAUAAAGACACUCAACUUCUCAAACCUCUUCUUCAGACGGUUCAAGCGGACGGCUUACCUGCCGUCUCGCGCGGCUCUGGCUGCUCAACGCAAGAAAAGCCGUGAGAGGGCCAGACGAUGGCUCGAGGAGAACAGCUUCCAGGAGACUACUCCUGCAGAGGAGCUGGAUCGGGCAUUUGAACAUGUCCAACCCAUAUCAGCCUCGCAGAUAGAUGAGAAUCGGCGGACGUUGCUUGACCAUAUGGCUGUCAAGGAGACGGAGGACUACCAGUUUGACAUUGAAGCGUCUGUCACGCUGUGUGAUAUCCUGCCGGAGCUGAUGGAGCUCUGCGACUCAGCCCCUGAAUCCGUCAGUGAUGAUAUCUGCACCGUUGCUGUCUUGUUUAUGCUACAUGCUGCUAUAGAGCAGGGCUUACUAUAUGGUCGGGUGGGGAGGGAGGUCCUCGACGAGACAUUCGCAUGGGGGAACCAAGAUGAUGACCACAGCUGGGCGGAGACAAGGGAUCGGCAUCGGCUAUCUCUUUGUCCGAAUGUUGACGAUGCCGCCGAGGGCAAUGAUGAUGAUGAUGAUGAUGGUGAUGCGGAUGAAGACUAUGGCGAGCAGUUGAAAAGGAUCAUCUACGAGAACCCCCCGUUCGAGUUUGAAGGAGAGGUCCUGAACUUGAUAAAGACGUUGCAGCAGACCUGGGAUGCACCAAUCCUUAACCAGCUGGAGCAAGGCAAAUUAUAUUCAUUAGGCGAGGAUGAAGUCGCGGCUUUCAAGCGACGGGUGGUAUUCAAUGAUUUCGGGAGUUAG
Trichophyton verrucosum HKI 0517 is the source of this 1116-nucleotide messenger RNA. RefSeq lists its product as uncharacterized. The transcript has 2 exons. Lineage: Eukaryota; Fungi; Ascomycota; Eurotiomycetes; Onygenales; Arthrodermataceae. The record is from RefSeq and is a predicted model, not a curated record. Bases 1 to 1116 code for a protein of 371 amino acids.